Molecule: messenger RNA, 4334 nt
Organism: Brassica rapa (field mustard)
Lineage: Eukaryota; Viridiplantae; Streptophyta; Magnoliopsida; Brassicales; Brassicaceae
Source: RefSeq, a predicted model, not a curated record
CAUCGCAAAGACGCAAACUCCUGAUUUGAAGAAUACAAUAAUAGAUGAGAAAUGUUUUUUCUUUUACAAAUUUUAUAAAAUAAAAAGUAAAAUAAUACAUUAAAAAUAAUAUACUUUAUUUAGAUUCCCUUUAUUUUAGAGUAAAAAUUGAUGGAUAUUUUUUGUUGUAAAAUGUUACUCCUUUCGUUUCUGAAAGUAAGAUUUUUCAGAGUUUAUUUUUGUUCUACAAAAUAGAUUUUUUAUAUUUAUAUGGUAUUUUUAUAUACUUUUGAGAAACAUUAAUUGUGAAUAUUUGAACUGAUUAAAUUAUAUUGUUGUAUAGUUAUUAGAAAGUGUAUUUAAAAAAAAUUGUAAAUAUUUAUUAUAUUUUUAAUAAAUGUGAAAAUUUUAAAAAAAUUUAUUUUCGGAAAAAGGUGUAGUAUAUUGUAGUAGAUGUACAUUGGAGAUAGUUAAAGGAGUCUUUCAGGACUAUAUCGAAAGAUUCAAAACAUUGAAGACGGAAUUGCUUUACCCAAAAAAAUACCCAAGAGGAAGUAAACUGUAUAGAUACCGCAUAGCCUUGAGUAGUCGAAGAGACUUCUUCUUUAUAAUUACGCAUGCAGCAGAGAGAAGGUUGAGGAGGCAGAGAAAAACUAAUGGCGUUCUUUCUCAAAAAGAAAAAAACAAUGGCGUUUGCACAGCUUCUUCUCGUAUCGCUGUCCAUUUUUGCUUUAAUGGUAUUUCUCCGGAAGAAAUCCUACAGAGCAAUAGAUUUUUACCAAGCUGAGAAUCUGAUGAUACACGCCAGUGAAUCAGAAGAAAAGGUUUACGAAAUUCAGCAACAGCUCAAGAGAAGCCUAGAAGUGGAAACUCUGCCUAAAUUCGCAGAUAAGAAAGUUGCAAAACAAAAUAAGCUUGAAAAUAUCGAUGGGAACUGGUUCUUGUCUAAGCUUGGUCUUAACCUGAAUAAAACUCAGGCAUAUUUAAUGACUCUAUGGCAACAACAUCUUAGCCCAACUCCUCAAAAGAAAUGGAUUCCAAGCAUCAAAGACAAAAGUGUAGCGUUAACCACUUAUCUCGAACCAAAAAUUCAUUAUUUAACUGUAAAGUCCAUUGAGGUGCUAUAUACGUCUAAGCAGGUUUUGACACCUGCUCUCAUUAAAGGAUUCGACGUCUCAUAUUCUUAUCUUGAGAUCUAUGGGAAGUGGUUCUUGUCUAAGCUUGGUCUUAACCUGAAUAAAACACAGACAUAUCUAAUGACUCUGUGGCAACAACAUCUUAGCCUAGCUCUCGAAAAGAAAUGGAUUCCAAGCAUCAAAGACGCAAGUUUAACCACUUAUCUCGAACGAAAGCUUCAUUAUUUAAGUGACAAGUCCAUUGAGGUGUUAUAUACGGCUAUGCGGGUUUUGACACCUGAUCUCAUUCAAGAAUUCGACGUUUCAUAUUACUAUCUUCAGGUAAACCGAGUUAUGACCAUAGCGAAACUACAUCUAAAGAAAGGUACAAGUUUCCUUAGAGUCAUGUACAGAAAACGUAAGGCGUGGCUUCAAGAAGUUGGUUAACUCGGGAAGGAAAAAAAUAAGGAAAGUCACGCAGAGAGAAGUAAGCAGUGGCUAGGGUUUUCUAUAAAACUCAGUGGAACUCGGAACUGCAUCGACUUUUUCUUAUAAUUUCUAAGACAUUUUAAAAUAUGACCUUUAAUCGCAAGUCUCUGAAACAUAAUCAUAUUUUCUCAAGAGAUUCUUAAAAUAUGAUCACUUACUUCAUUAUCAUUUCAUGUAGUUCAUCAUCAGUUAGAAAAAUGAACACCGACCAGGGAUUAGAGAUUGCUUACAAAAAAAUAGAGAAUCAGUUAUUUAGUCAACCAGGAAAAAUUUGCUUCAUCCAAUCUUUCAUAUUCAUUAUGGUUUUAAUAUUUUCUCUAAUAUCAUCAAUAUAUGGUUGAAGAAAACAAGCACAUUAAAAAUAAACACAAAAGGAUUAAAAAUGUUUUCUUGUGAAAUUGGAGGCCGCAAGCUCUCACUUGCUUUGCUUGGAUUUAUGGCCGUCUCUGCGUACGCAAUGUAUUUGAUGUAGACAGCAAGAGAUGCUGGUACGUAGAGUACAAAGAUCCAGUGGUUUAAAAAGUUGAUUGUUAACGAAGCAGAAUUAAACUUCAGUUUAUUUCGAAGUCUUUUUGUCUAUUUGAGAAAGACUUUGUAUGUGUGUAACUGUGUAAAUAUCACUUUUUAAAGAUACUGAAUCUGAUAGCUUCUGUGGAUCGAGAGAUCACGGCUCCAAGAACUUACAAAUGAGUAUAAAUUCAACCAGGCGACCGGCGUAUGGCUGACCAAAGGUUACGAGUAUUCGAAGUCAUUAGCUUUUGGUUAUCGGCAACAGGAAAAACUUAAGUAACAUUUGCAAAAGAACUAACAUGGUUUCCUUUCCAACCUGAACCGAUGAAUGAACCUCUAAGGCUCAAAACUUGUUAGAUGCUGAAUUCUAUUAUAGAUGUCAGUUUUAUUUCAAAAGUAUGCAUUUAUAAUAGAGGUUUUAUUUUUGAAGAAAAACAUAGAUGAAUAGUACUUUUCUUUAAAUAUAGAGGUUACAUAACAUUUUUAAUAUUUUUUUCCUCAAAAUCAGCAUUUGCCUAUUAUAUAAACACACAUACACUAGAGGAUAAGAGCAUGAAUAUAAGAGCCGGAUUUUAGCUUUUUCGAUUAAAAGUUAAAAAAACUAAAAAUUGGUUUUUAUAUUCAGCUAAAAACCCCACCCUAAGAACCUCUCAAUAAUCAUGCUCUAAUAUAAUUUUUUUAUUUUAGAAGAAAAAUAUAGAUGUGGACUGGAGAUGAUUUUGGUAACUGAAAAAGAACUUUCGCAUUCUCAUCAUGAACAUGUUGAGCUCAAUUCAGUAGUUGAAGAGAAGAAAUAAAAAGGCUUUUGCGAUGAAUUCAAGAUUACGCAUUACUAUUAGCAUUAGUUACGGUUGCCACUUGCCUCACGGAUCUCUUAACCAAAUUGUUAAUAGUUAAAGAGAAGAAUAAAUGUUUAUAUAGAGGCUAAAUGAUUUGACAGGUCUGAAUAUAAUCAAUUGAUUAGUUAUAAGCCUCAUCGACCAUCGGUUAUGACAUUAAACAAUAACAAAAAGCAUCAAAUAUUUUACAUUAAUCAAUUAACAAAACAAAACAAAAAAGAUAAUUAAUUAGUACAGCUUGGUGGAGUUAGAUCUGCCAACUUUCUUGGAAGCAGAGGAAGUCAAGUCGCCGGAUCUCCUCCUUAGCAUCUGCCUCAUACCUUCGGCUACAAGAACCGCCGGAUUAUCUUUAAACUUCCCACAAAAGGACAUGUGAGCCCUAACAGCUUCAUCAAUGGUAUUCAUCUUCCGGCGACUCACUUCCUCUCUCACGGCCUCUGAGCAGAGACCACAGAGCCAUUUGUUGUCGAAGUUAGAUUUGACUUCACUAAUGUAGGCUUGUGUGCAGUCUUCCAUCAAUCCGCAACACUCGCAUCUCACAGAUUCUAUCUCCAUGAAAAGAAAUAAAAAAAAAACUUCAAUAUAAGAAGCAAGCAACACAAUUGUUUUUGGGGUUGAUGGAGAAUGGUUUGUGUCUACUGAAAGCACCAAAGCUAAUUGCUUUAUAGUAUUACUUUGUUGCAUUCUGUGGCCGGCUCUCAACACUUUCAACCAACCAUUAAUAAUAUUUAUACUAUUUUAUUACACCCUAGCGAUGUAUAUUAUUGGGAAAAUGUAGUAAAAGCAGUCUUACGGUUACAUUGGAUUUGUAUUACUUAAUGCACGUAUUUUAGUCUAAAUCACGUAAUUUAGUCUAAAUCAUUGAAUUUCUUUGUAGAUUUCUAAUCAGUCACCGUUGUUGUCAGAGACAUUAAUCGUGGAUUCAGUAACCAGUUACGUAGCCAUGUUUUGACAUUAUAGUAUUGUAAUAGAGAAAAAACUAUUUGGCAAGCAAAGAAAUCUGUGGGCGUUCUUUUAAAAUAAUAAAGUUCAAAAGUUCAAAAGCAGCCGACCACCAUUUUGUUUUCUCUAGUAAAAAUAUAGAUUGGUGUUGUGGACUGUGGAGUGUCAGGAGACCAGGAAAAUAAAAUUUGUUUCUUGGAAGAACUUUCUUUUUGUAACUUCCAUUCUGUGCUUUGGCAGAUUAUUCGACUAAAAACUACAUUACAAACAUCAUAUAAUUAUAAUGUAGCAUAUUCAUUUUGCUAUAUUGUAACAUCUAUAUAGAUGUUAGGAUUUUUGUUUAAUAUUUAUUUUUGUGAUGUAGAAAACUAUUAUAUUCGUGGUCGAAUAAAUAAUUAAUAAUAUUUUAUAUUUAAAAUUGAGAAUUUUGAUUCACAAAAGGAUAUCAUUUUAUAAAUUA